Messenger RNA from Aplysia californica (California sea hare), 5271 nucleotides. RefSeq names its product coatomer subunit alpha. The record is from RefSeq and is a predicted model, not a curated record. Gene Ontology annotation, molecular function: protein binding; structural molecule activity. The coding region runs from base 146 to 3832 and encodes 1228 amino acids. The transcript is spliced from 32 exons. Gene Ontology annotation, cellular component: COPI vesicle coat. Lineage: Eukaryota; Metazoa; Mollusca; Gastropoda; Aplysiida; Aplysiidae. Gene Ontology annotation, biological process: intra-Golgi vesicle-mediated transport; retrograde vesicle-mediated transport, Golgi to endoplasmic reticulum; endoplasmic reticulum to Golgi vesicle-mediated transport.
UAUAACCGGAAGUACAUCCAAGACUCCGAGAGACACGGUGGAGCUUUUUGUCAACACAGUCCCUUAUUCCACCCGGCGACUAACAAGAUUUAUCGUUAUAAAUUGUACCCCGAAUAACCAGCAGUAGCUGUCGCAGCGUUGAAUAAUGCUGACCAAGUUUGAGACGAAGUCGGCUAGAGUGAAAGGUCUGUCCUUUCACCCCAAGCGGCCAUGGGUUCUUGCAUCUCUACACACUGGAGUUGUUCAACUGUGGGACUAUCGAAUGUGCACACUUAUUGACAAAUUUGAUGAGCAUGACGGCCCUGUGAGAGGAAUCAACUUUCACCAGCAGCAGCCGCUUUUUGUCUCUGGAGGAGAUGACUACAAGAUCAAGGUUUGGAACUAUAAACAAAGACGCUGUCUUUUUACUCUUCUUGGACACUUGGAUUACAUUCGGACCACAUUUUUCCAUCAUGAAUACCCAUGGAUCCUCAGCUCUUCUGAUGACCAGACAAUUCGUAUUUGGAACUGGCAGUCAAGGACGUGCAUCAGUGUGCUGACAGGACACAGCCAUUAUGUCAUGUGUGCUCAGUUCCACCCGUCAGAGGAUCUUGUCGUAUCAGCGUCCCUGGACCAAACAGUGCGAGUGUGGGACAUCUCAGGACUGAGAAAGAAGAAUGUGGCCCCAGGACCAGGUGGCAUCGAGGACAGACUCCGUGGCCCGGGACAGACAGAUCUCUUCGGCACCUCGGACGCCAUCGUGAAGCAUGUGUUGGAAGGUCAUGACCGUGGCGUCAACUGGGCCGCCUUCCACCCGACCCUGCCACUCAUCGUCUCUGGUGCUGAUGACAGGCAGAUCAAGCUGUGGAGGAUGAACGAGGCGAAAGCUUGGGAAGUGGAUACAUGCCGUGGCCAUUACAACAAUGUGUCUUGCUGUCUGUUCCACCCUCGCCAAGAACUCAUCCUCAGUAAUUCAGAGGACAAGAGCAUCCGCGUUUGGGACAUGAGCAAAAGGACUGGUGUGCAGACAUUCCGCAGAGAGCAUGAUAGGUUCUGGGUGAUGGGAGCCCAUCCUACUCUUAACCUGUUUGCCGCUGGCCAUGACGGAGGCAUGAUCAUCUUCAAGCUGGAGAAAGAGCGACCUCCCUUUGCCGUACAUGGAAACAUCUUGUACUAUGUGCAUGACAAGUACCUCAGGAAGCUGGACUUCACCACCUCCAAGGACGUGGCCGUCAUGCAGCUGAGAGGUGGGUCUCGGUCUCCCGUCUCCUGUAUGUCAUACAACCCAGCUGAGAAUGCCAUCCUGUUGGUCACUAAAACCAGCAAUGUUGAGAACAGCACCUAUGACCUGUAUGUGGUGCCCAAGGACUCUGACUCCCAAAACCCUGAUGCUCCUGAAGGCAAAAGGUCUUCUGGUCUGACAGCUGUGUGGGUGGCAAGGAACAGGUUUGCUGUGUUGGACAGGACUCAUUCUAUUAUCAUCAAGAACUUGAAGAAUGAAAUCACCAAGAAGGUGCAAGCUCCCAACUGUGAGGACAUCUUCUACGCAGGCAGUGGUUUCCUCCUGCUGAAGGAAACAGACACUGUCACUCUGUUUGAUGUACAGCAGAAACGAAUCUUGGCCUCUGUCAAGAUCUCCAAGGUGAAGAACGUCAUCUGGUCGGCUGACAUGACUACCGUGGCUCUCUUCAGCAAGCAUGUGAUCUCCAUCUGCAACCGUAAACUGGAGAACCUGUGCACGAUCCAUGAGAACAUUCGCAUCAAGUCUGGUGCCUGGGAUGAAAGUGGGGUCUUCCUCUACACCACCUCCAACCACAUCAAAUAUGCUUUGACUAAUGGCGACCAUGGCAUCAUCCGUACUCUGGACCUGCCCAUCUACAUCACCCGCAUCAAGGGCAACUCUGUCUACUGCCUGGACCGACAGUGUCGACCCCGCAUGCUCGGCAUUGACCCCACGGAGUUCAAGUUCAAGCUGGCUCUGGUCAACAGGAAGUACGAGGAGGUUCUCCAUAUGGUGCGCAACGCCAAGCUGGUGGGCCAGUCCAUCAUCUCGUACCUGCAGAAGAAGGGCUACCCUGAGGUGGCUCUGCACUUUGUCAAGGACGAAAAGACUCGCUUUGGCUUGGCUCUGGAGUGCGGCAACAUUGAAAUUGCCCUCGAUGCGGCUAAGGCGCUGGACGAUGCGGCGUGCUGGGAGAAGCUGGGGGAGGUGGCGCUGCUCCAGGGGAACCACCAGAUUGUGGAGAUGGCCUACCAGAAGACCAAGAACUUUGACAGGCUCUCCUUCCUCUACCUCAUCACUGGCAACUUGGAGAAACUUCGCAAGAUGAUGAAGAUUGCUGAGAUCCGCAAGGACACGAGUGGCCACUACCAGAAUGCUCUGCUGCUCGGGGAUGUGAGUGAGAGGGUGAAGAUCUUGAAGGGCUGUGGACAGAAGUCCCUGGCCUACCUGACAGCAGCUACCCACGGGCUGGAGGAGGAUGCGGAGGAGCUGAAGGAGUCGUUUGGUGAGGAGGAGCGCGUGCCCGACCUGUACCCUAACGCCUCUCUCCUGCAGCCCCCCGUGCCCAUCACGCAGCAGGAGAGCAACUGGCCACUGUUGACUCAGCCCAAGGGAUUCUUCGUGGGCGCCAUGGCUGCCCGUGCAGCGGGAGGCAAGCAGUCAUCUGUGGCUGCGACUCUGCUCGCCGAGGACGACAUGGGUGCUGGAAGUGGCUGGGGAGAUGAUGUGGAGCCCCUGAUGAUUGAUGAAGAUGGUGGCUUCGGUGAUGGUCUGGAUGAGGAAGUUGUUGAGGCCGGAGAGGGAGGAGGCUGGGACGUAGACGAUGAUGACCUGGAGCUGCCGGCAGAUCUGGAUAUUGGCGGAACAGCGACAGGAGCAGGAGAAGAGGGUUACUUUGUGCCUCCCACUAAGGGAACAAGCCAGUCUCAGGUCUGGUGCAACAACUCGCAACUGCCCGUGGACCACAUCCUGGCCGGGUCCUUUGAGACUGCCAUGAGGUUGCUGCACGACCAGGUUGGCGUGGUGGAGUUUGAGUCGUACAAGCAGCUCUUCCUGCAGACCUACAGCCGCGCCCGCACUUGCUACCUGGGCCUGCCCUCGCUCACACCGCUCUUUGGGUACCCUCACAGAAACUGGAAAGAGGCGGGUGCGCGGGCUGGCAUCCCGUCUGUGGGCCUCAAGCUGGCCACCCUGGUGCAGCAGCUGCAGGUGGCUUAUCAGAUGACCACCGGAGGAAAGUUUGCUGACGCAAUCGACAAGUUCCGCAGCAUUUUGUUGAGUGUACCACUGUUAGUUGUCGACUCCAAGCAGGAGAUUGCUGAGGCCCAGCAACUGAUGGAGAUUUGCCGUGAGUACAUCGUUGGGCUCAGCAUGGAGAACACCCGUAAGGAACUGCCCAAGGCUAACCUAGAAGAACAGAAGAGAGUGUGUGAGAUGGCAGCGUACUUCACACACUGCAACCUCCAGCCCAUCCAUUUGAUCCUCACCCUGAGGACAGCCCUCAACCUAUUCUUCAAGCUCAAGAACUACAAGACUGCGGCUUCCUUUGCCAGACGUCUUUUAGAGCUGGGACCCAAACCGGAUGUCGCACAGCAGACCCGCAAAAUCUUGGCAGCUUGUGAGAAAAACCCAACAGAUGAACAGGAACUCAAGUAUGAUCAACACAAUCCCUUUGACAUCUGCGCCGCUUCAUAUGUCCCCAUCUACAGAGGUAAACCAGUUGUCAAAUGUCCACUGAGUGGAGCCUGCUAUCUGCCAGAGUUCAAGGGUCAAGUGUGCAGAGUCUCUAAGGUGACAGAGAUUGGGAAGGACUGCAUCGGCCUAAGAAUCAGCCCCAUCCAGUUUAGAUAGACGAUCAACCUUUUUCUCCGAUGUAGACCAGAAUGUCUCCAUUCUUCCUGCUGCCAUCAUCCCAGUACAUUGAUCAUUUAUUUUGUCAAAGUUUUUUUGAGAUGACAUUCAUUCUGUAAAAAUACAUUUCUGAUGUUGUUUUCAGUGGUAUUUGCUCAUGAUAAGGGCUCAAGCACAUUGGACCAUGUUCCAGCACAGGUUCACCCCUAUCGCAGAAAUAGGUCAGAACUGGAAUGGAUCUGAUGCUAGUUAAUAGAACAGGUGGCCGAAAACUGAAAAAAGUGAAAGGAGUGACAAUGAAAAGGAACAGUAUAACUUCUGACUCCAUCCUGAGAAACGGAUAUUGGUACUCGUUUCUCUGUAGAAGCAAAAGAAAGUAAUUAAAACAAAGUCGACUAUGAAACUGCUGUAUAAUACACAAUUAUUAUAUGCGUUUCAAAGUUUAGCCUCUACUGGGUCCUGUAUUUUGCUAGCCCUUCGAAGGAAGGUGCUGGAACUGUUUCCUUUUGUGUUCGAGUCGAAAGAGCAGAGUUGGGUUUUAAAAAAAAUUUCAUUAGUCAAAAAAUGUCUUGACGAAGAAGAAUAUGGUAACUUAUGAGCUUUUUUCAUGUACAUUUUCUCAUUACUGAGAUUUACACGUAUAUGUUGGGUUCACCCUGUCACUUGUCUGUCGUUCAGGAAGGAUGAAAGGGAUGAACAUUAGAUGUAUGAAAUGUUGAAAUGUUUUUGCAUAUGUUGAAGAGGAGGAGGAAAGUAUGCCACUAUGCUGUAAUCCACUUCUCACUUGAAGAUUUAUUUGUUAUGAUUGUUAUAAUUAGUGAAUAGGCACUGCUACUGCUAUCAAUUAAUCAUUACCAAAUAUGAUUAUAAUGAAUUCAGUUCAGUACAGUAAUUUUAUUCAAUGACAAUUUAUUUAAUAAUUAUUAAAUUAUUAUUGUAAUUGGUAUUUUUUAAAGAAUAAUUUGGGUGUGUCACCUACUUAUUCAAGAGCCUUUGCUGUGAAUUUCACACUGAAGAUUCUUUGUCCUCCCUAAUUUUUAAGGUUGACACUGUUGGAAUGAAUGUUGAAUUCUACGAAUACAAUUUCUGGGGCCAUUUAGUGGCUCAGUUAGGCGUGUUAAAUUGUUGAUGUGCUUGUGGCUUUCUAUUUUGUGAUGUAGGCCUACUAGGUCUACAAUACUAAAAAUAAAGUUUUGCCAUUAUUUUUAGAGCAAUGUGUAUACAAAGUUCUGUCCUUUUUUUUUGUGUUCCCAAUGUGCAUAUAUUGGAAUGGGAGUUAAAUGUGUGAGGUAUGACGAACUGUGACUUGAAAUAUUAUUAUUGACCAACGGUCAUUGGCGAUGUGGUAGAGUCAUUUGUGGUUGCUGUAUUGUGGCUACUUUGCAAUUUUACUGAUGUCUUGUGAUAAUAAUCAAUAAAAACAAUUAUGAUAAAAUUUA